This is a messenger RNA of Cynoglossus semilaevis (tongue sole), 2398 nucleotides long. RefSeq names its product shugoshin 1 (gene sgo1). The transcript has 10 exons. Gene Ontology annotation, cellular component: nucleus; chromosome, centromeric region. The coding region runs from base 173 to 2125 and encodes 650 amino acids. The record is from RefSeq and is a predicted model, not a curated record. NCBI's taxonomy places the organism in Eukaryota, Metazoa, Chordata, Actinopteri, Pleuronectiformes, Cynoglossidae. Gene Ontology annotation, biological process: meiotic chromosome segregation.
GAAUUAAUACCUGCCAAUCAGCUCCCGUGGCACUAGAUUCGAACAGCAACUCGCUAACAGAUAAACUGAAGUAAAGAAUAUCGUUUACUUGUUACUUAAACGUUAAAAAACCCAUUUGGUAAAGUUAAUUCGCCGUAUUGUUCGAUAAUACAUAAAUGCCGGGUACCGAGUCAUGGCAAAAGAACGGCCUCAGAAAAAGUCAUUCCAGGACAGUCUGGAAGACAUUAAAGAGCGGAUGAAGGAGAAGAGGAACAAACGUCUCGCCAGCGCUACAUCUUCCAGCAGAGGACAGAACAGGAGCGUAAACAAGAGCAGCGGGGCCAACUCCACUAACACCAUCCUGAAGGGAGUCCAGUUGAACAACAAGGUUUUGGCUGUAGCGCUACAAGCAGAAAAGGAAAGAGGGAGAAAAGCCAAUGCAGUCAUCUUACAACUGAAGAGAGAACAACAGGCUCUGUUUCUUCACUUGCUGCUGCUUAAGAAGAAGGUCAAGGAGCAGGAAGCCUUAGUGGCUUCCAGUGCUUUACAGAAAAAAUCUCCAUAUCAUCAUGAUGAACCUCAGCACAAUAUAAAUUCAACAAGGAGAAGGCGAACCAGCCAUGAUCUCAGAGAGUGUGAAGCAUCAAUAAUUAGUGCAGAGCGUAACGAAGCUGAAAGUACAGAGCAGUCUAAAUGUGACGAACAUUUCAUCUUGCCUUCCACGGUGGGCACUCGACGUCAGCGUACAGAAAAAAUAAAUACCAGGCGGUCUGAGCGCGUGCAAAAUCGGCAGUCUUUUUGUGAUGUUGCCACCAUUCCAGAAAUCGAUACUUCAGUAGGGAGUCCUAUUUGUAGCAAUGACAAAACUUUAAAUUUACCACAGCGAAGAUCAGAACCAGAAGCAGCAGGUGUUACAGAUACUGAGAACUUUCAGCACUCUACUCCAGAACCAGUGCCACAUAAAAAAGUAAGUAGGAAAAAAGCCCAGCAGCAACCUUGCACCAAAACAGAACCAGCUACACGGAAAGUCGAGCGAGGCCGUAAAGUAGAAUGUUCCCAAUUGAGGAAACCGUGGGAGAAGUCCAAACCCAGGGCUCGCUCCAAGAGUAGGGACCGUUCAGCCACACGUUCCAAAAAAGCACCUCCACCGCAGGGAAGCAAACUCAACACUUCACUGGGAUUCAAUGACACCUUUGACUUUGACUGUGAAGAGACCACUCACGUCACGCCUUUUAAGGCAAAGGUGGAGGACAGUCAGCCGAACACCCCCAUCACUGAAGAGUCUCGACAAAGACAACAGACUGUAGCUGAGGAAUCAACUGGUGGCUCCAGAAGGAAUGAUUCCGGCUCGUCUUCACCAUUAUCUGACUCAGAUGACAGCCCUUAUGUACCUAAAAAAACAGCACGGACACAGAUGUCUUCGGGUCAGACCAGCAGGGUGAUCACAACCCGUAGAGGAUGUCCCUCCAAAGUUGUUGAGCAGAAAGAAAAUGUCUCUCAAAAACAGGCAAACACUGAUUUUAGAAAAAAACAAUUAAAUCCAAAGGUUCUGCAGCUCAAAAAGCAAGAAACUCAUCUCUACCAGUUGCCGGACUCGAGCUUCUCUAACAGUCCUAACCCUACAGGAAUGGAAGAGGAACAUCAAGAGCCUCACAGAGAGGGUUUGGAUGAGGACAGUCUGCAGCUUGUCAGUCCUCUGGUCGAAGCCGAGAUGAUGAGAAUAGACAAUGUCCUGUCCAACUUUGGAGAUGUGUCAUGUGAUACUCCACCGCUUCUAAGCAACCAAAUACCGAAGAUAAUGAAGACGAGCCAAAAACGUGGGCUUGGUGUAAGGACAGCAGGGCGGGGCUUGAGUCUGUGUGAUGUGACCAAUCUGUCCCCUGCAGCCUAUCGCAGGUUGACCUCUGAAACCCAAUGUUCCGCUCCGGCCCGCAAACGGCGCUGCACCAUGGUUGUGAACUACAAGGAGCCGUCGCUCGGGGCGAAACUCCGCCGUGGGGACCGUUUCACAGAUGUGCAGUUUCUCAGCUCCCCCAUCUUUAAACAGAAGUCUGACCGGAGGUCUGUGGCCAAACCCAGGAAAUCUGUGAACAGGCAGCAGCAGCAGUUCCACAAGUACAACGAGUCUUUUGUCGGAUGUCGCUGAUAAAUGUUGCUGUCAGUGUGAGUUGAAGCAGCUUCUUAAAAAAGUGAUUUUUUUUUUCAAUGCAUUAUUUUACGUCUUUAUAUUGUUGUGAGCUGUAAUGUGAAAGCCCCCCAUCUUUUAAUCCUAACUCUGCAUCAUCAUCCCUUCAUUUCUUAAACUUACUACAUUUGAAGUGAUGUUAAUUCUAUGAAGGGAUAUUUGUAAUGUUUGGUAAACUGUAACUUUGAUUAUGAAAUUCUGAAUAUAUUGACUUAAUAAAUAAAUCAAACAUUA